Messenger RNA from Williopsis jadinii, 1807 nucleotides. RefSeq names its product choline/ethanolamine kinase. Gene Ontology annotation, biological process: phosphatidylcholine biosynthetic process; phosphatidylethanolamine biosynthetic process. Bases 81 to 1724 code for a protein of 547 amino acids. The record is from RefSeq and is a predicted model, not a curated record. Gene Ontology annotation, cellular component: cytoplasm. NCBI's taxonomy places the organism in Eukaryota, Fungi, Ascomycota, Saccharomycetes, Phaffomycetales, Wickerhamomycetaceae. The transcript has a single exon. Gene Ontology annotation, molecular function: choline kinase activity; ethanolamine kinase activity.
GAAAACCACAAAACGCCCACAUUUUUGCACAGCAAUCAACCAAAGGAGCCGAGAAAGCCUUUUCCCCUACUAUUCAAGCGAUGCCAGCAGAACAGCAAACAAGAAGUCACCGUUCCAGUUUCCACUCGAACCCUUCAAGGUCUCGUUCUCAGUCGAGAUCCCAUUCGCAUUCAAGAAGACCCACGCUGGGAUCGCGCAGAAACAGUGCUAAAUCCUUCAAGUCUAUCGAGUUAGAGCAACAAGACAGUGCUGUUGACACAGAAACUGUUGACAUCCCUGCUGUUGUAGCUACAUUGGAUAAUUCUCUCCCUGUUGACUAUUUCAAGCAAGAUUUGUUGUCCGUUCUUCAGCAGUUGCACGUUUCGAAGUGGCAUAGACUUCCUUCGCACGCUGCUCAGGAUAUCUCCAUAAAGAGAAUUUCAGGUGCCUUGACAAACGCUAUCUAUAAAGUUGAGGCUCCUUCUAUCACCGUAUUGAGGAACUUGGACCUGUCCCAUCACAAUUUCCCAGUGCUCUUGCUAAGAGUUUACGGUCCAAACGUUGAAUCUAUCAUCGAUAGGGACUACGAGUUGAAAGUCCUUGUGAGGCUCUCUAUGCAGCACAUUGGGCCUCGUUUGUUUGGAUGCUUCACAAAUGGUCGGAUUGAGCAGUUCUUGGAUAACGCAAUCACACUAACUAAGAGCGAUAUCAUGAACAAGAAGACAAGCGCCAGAAUUGCUAGAAGAAUGAAAGAGUUGCACUCGGGUAUCAAAUUGACACAACAAGAGAGAAAUGAAGGGCCAUCAUCGUUUAAAAACAUCAAGAAAUGGUUACCUGUGGUCAAGGAACUUCUAGCAAAUCCAAAUUUGGGAGUUGAACCGGAAGAAGUGUUGGGAUCUUCAUUCGAAUUUUUGCAGAGCAAAAUUGAGGAGUACGAAAAAUGGAUCGAGUCUCGUUACAAGAACCUCAAUGAGACUUUGGUCUUUUGCCAUAACGAUACUCAAUAUGGUAACUUGUUAUUCACGUCUAAGAGCCUUCCCAACUCAUCUGAAAGUGAAUCUCAGUCACAAAUCUCAGAUCAACAGUCACUCCGUACCAACUUUUCAAAUUUGAGCCUUGAAAAUUUACAGAAUAUCAAACCUUCUCAACAGGAGAAGAAACAAGAUCAGAAUCUCGUCGUCAUCGACUUUGAAUAUUCUGGUGCCAAUCCUCCUCAGUUCGACAUCGCUAACCAUUUUUGCGAAUGGAUGCACAAUUACAACCACCCAACACAAUCAUAUGCAGUUACUGAGUCAGACUUCCCAACUAUGGAGGAGCAGUUCAACUUGAUCCACUCCUACAUCAUCUUCAAUAACGCUGAAACCGAUAUCAACAAGUUGGAUAUCCAGGCCAAGAAGUUAUACGACGAGUGCAUUCUCUGGAGACCAAUAGUGUCAAUCUUCUGGGCUUUGUGGGCGAUUCUGCAAAAUGGUGAUAAGUCCCAAAUCAAGGAUGUUAUUAUUGAGCAAGGUCCAAAUGGUGAACAAUACAAGAUUGUCACUGAAGAUUCCGAUCAAGAACAGCUGGAGGAGGAGGAAGUUGUGGAAGAGGAAAGUGGUGAAACGGACGUGGAUUCCUUCGAAUACCUCAAGUACGCAAGAGAUAAACUGUCAGUCUUCUGGGGAGAUUUGGUUCAAUUGGGAUUAGCCGAUAAGGAUGAAGUGACCAAGCCCUUAAAACUACUACCAACAAAGCUUUUUGAUUAACUGUUUAGUGAUUCUCAUGUAAAUAGUCUUGAUUUAUGGCGAGUGUGUGCAUUUAAGGAAGUCAAUAAAUACUUAAUAAAAAA